AGAUAAUUUUUUGGAAAAAGGCAGGAGAAAGACGACAAGUUUUGACAAAGGUUUCAUCCAUUGGUUGGCUCUGAAAAUUUGAGCAGUAAUUCAAUACGCACUCCAAGAAAACCAGAACAUGGCUUCUGCCGAUCAGCAUCAGUCGCCGGGAACUACCAAUCUCCGGCUAGUUCUCGUCCAUCGCUAUCCGAGAUUUGGAAAUUCGUUCUUAUCCAAACUAAAAACCUGGUACCGGGUUUUCGACCCGCUUGACGAAUCCGACCCAUCACUUCCACCCAUUUCCGGCUCGGUUCGGGUCAUGCUCUGUUUUGGUCCUACUCCGGUCACCUCGGAGACCCUGGAUAAGUACCCUAAUUUGGAGUGCAUCGUGGGUACUAGCGCCGGAUAUGACCAUUUUGACCUCGCUGAGUGUCGCCGCCGUGGCAUCCGCGUCACCGGCGCCGGAGAUUCGUUCUCCGAGGAUGCCGCUGACUUUGCCGUCGGCCUAUUGAUUGACGUCCUCCGUCGUGUAUCUGUUGCUAACCGUUUUGUUCGUGCUGGCUCUUGGCCUGUUAAAGGAGAAUUUCCCCUCGGUUCUAAGGUUGGUGGGAAACGAGUGGGCAUUGUAGGUUUAGGGAGCAUUGGUUCGAGGGUUGGUAAAAGACUUGAGGCCUUUGGCUGCAGCAUUGCAUACACCUCAAAGAGGAUGAAGCCCAAUGUUUCGUUUCCUUUCCAUUCUAAUAUUCAUGAUCUUGCUAUCAACAGUGAUGUUCUAAUUCUUUGUUGUGCUUUAACAAAAGAAACACACCGCAUAGUUGGCAAAGAAGUGCUGACUGCCCUUGGGAAGGAAGGUAUUGUCAUAAAUGUUGGACGAGGGGCACUCAUUGAUGAGAAGGAAUUGGUUCAGUUUCUGAAGAGAGGUGAGAUUGGCGGUGCUGGUCUUGAUGUUUAUGAAAAUGAACCUCAUGUGCCAGAAGAAUUGUUUGGGUUGGAUAAUGUGGUGCUGUCUCCACAUGUUGCUGUUAUAACUCCAGAGUCUUUUAAAGCACUUGAAGAGCUAUUCAUUUACAACUUAGAAGCUUUCUUUUCAAAUAAACCCUUGCGGGCACAAAUUGAAUGUGAAUGAGAUAUACAUUCCUUUUACUGCUGUGAUCAACUUUAUUAAGUUUCUUCACCAAGUUGAGGGUCACUUUAUUCUCCAACAAAACAUGCUGAACGUGAAAAGCUAUGAUGUAUGUGUAUGUGAACACAUGAUAUUAUUUCGCUUAAAUAAUUGUGUUUUUAUUGAUGAAAGAA
Molecule: messenger RNA, 1275 nt
Organism: Solanum pennellii
Lineage: Eukaryota; Viridiplantae; Streptophyta; Magnoliopsida; Solanales; Solanaceae
Product: glyoxylate/hydroxypyruvate reductase HPR3-like
Exons: 2
Coding region: 119-1105 (328 amino acids)
Cellular component (GO): cytosol
Molecular function (GO): hydroxypyruvate reductase [NAD(P)H] activity; glyoxylate reductase (NADPH) activity; NAD binding
Source: RefSeq, a predicted model, not a curated record